Molecule: messenger RNA, 1768 nt
Organism: Hyposmocoma kahamanoa
Lineage: Eukaryota; Metazoa; Arthropoda; Insecta; Lepidoptera; Cosmopterigidae
Gene: HHEX
Product: transcription factor LBX1
Exons: 3
Coding region: 20-835 (271 amino acids)
Biological process (GO): cell differentiation; regulation of transcription by RNA polymerase II
Molecular function (GO): RNA polymerase II cis-regulatory region sequence-specific DNA binding; DNA-binding transcription factor activity, RNA polymerase II-specific
Source: RefSeq, a predicted model, not a curated record
UGCUAAUCAAGCCGUCAGAAUGUGCGCGUGUCGCCAGAAGAAGUCCUUCCUCAUAAAGGAUAUACUUGGCGACGUUUCUGUAAAAAACAAGACUUACACAAGUAUCGAUUCCCCUAAGCCACUAGCAUGCAACAGAGCGACGAAACAUACCGCCCUUGCGGUCGGCGAAGGAACAAAAGAUAAGAAUCCUAAAAACAAUGUUAUACUCGAUGAAAAAGCCGUCAGAUUCAAUGUAGUAUGCGAAGUUCAGAAAGAACUAGAUCUCAACAGUGCCAAAGUUAAUCUCGAGCAACGCCGGAACACUUACCCUCUUUAUCCUACACCGGUAAAGGCCAAUGCAGGCUGGCCGGUGCCAGCGUUUAGGAUGAAAGACAUUGUUAGCUAUCCAAUGGAACCACGACAAUCGUUCAGUUACUUCAGCGACCCGAUGUUGAAUGCAGACCAGAUUUUGAGGAAUCAACUGGCAACUAACAGCUAUCUGCCUCAUCCGCUCUUACUACGACAGCCUUUGGGAUUUGACAGAGGUGGUCCGUCUUGCUGCGGAGGUUGGUGGGGGCUAAGCGGUCGUCGCAAAGGAGGGCAGGUGCGGUUCACUGCUACGCAAACCAGCGUCCUGGAGCGUCGGUUCAAUGCCAGCAAGUACCUCAGUCCAGAUGAGAGGCGCGCACUCGCCGCCUCCCUCAGACUCAGUGAUCGACAGGUGAAAACCUGGUUCCAAAACCGUCGCGCGAAAUGGCGCCGAACGACUCCCGACUCGGCCGACGCCAGCAGCCCGCUCACCGUGGACGAGGGCUCUGACGACGAUGUGCUAAUCGCCGACGAAGAACAAACUUAAUGACUACUGAAAACUUUCAUAGCGAUCCCCGCCACGGUGUGAAACUUUAAAGAAUUCAUUUCUUCUACAAACAUUGGUGCCCAAAAUAGCUAGCUAGCGCCACCUGUUCAGGGUCCGUAAAGGAAACUUGAUAUUGUGAGUUGGGAUUGUAAUACUAGAGAAAUUGAAUUUUAAAACGCGAUACAGUCCCUAUCGAUUCCCGCAAUCAUAAACUAUUUCUAUGUAAUCGUUCAAAAAGAGACAACUUUACAACGGCAUUUCUUUACGGCGUAGAAUAUUGUAGAACAAAUGAAUUUCCCACAAUAGAUUUCGAUAUAUCUCAGCAGUAGACAGAAGUAACAAUUACAACAAACAGAAUAAAUGUAAAUAGAAAUCGAGUUCAAGCGCUGUAAAUUUCGUCAAAGUUGCAUCUAAAUAAUUCACGAUAAACCUGGAACUGCGUCAUUAAUACCAAAUAGACUUAUGAUAUGUUAGUCUUUAUCUCAUUAUUUUAUAAAAAUAAUAUAUUAUGUAUAGAUGCAAUUACACCAGAGCGCUUUCACUUGGGUUCGAAGCAUGCACCUGUCUUGUGUUAUCCACUGGUGCUUGCCUUUGUCAUGUGCUUUCAAUUUGCUUUUUUUUACUUUAUUGAUGUUCUCCUAAACACACUAGAAUAAGCGUCAAACGUUACUUGAAAGGGCAGAUUGAAGCGCAUCCGUGUAAUUACAAAUUACAUUAUUCAUUGCCCUUUGUUGCUGUGCACAAAGAGAAUAAAUUCGUGGACCGGUAAUCACUCAAUUAUGUAAUAGAGUUAUUUGCGGUUAAGGAUCUCCUUUAUUAACUGUCAGAUUGCCAGUGACGAUUAUCAUUCUGAUAAAUAAUUCACAAUCGACUUUAUUCUACUACAAUACGUGUAAGAGUAUAUUUUUAAGACGCAUAGACAAUAAUUGUUUU